UUUCCCAGGCUGACGUUCUGUCUUAGCUCCAGAUGCAUGUUGAUAAGUAAGGUCUGGGUUCUCGAUAUUACCCAAACUGUCAACAUGCUACGGAUUACUGCUCCUCUUUCCUGGCCAUUUCGUGCAAGAUUACCGACGUUCCUGAAGCUGUUGCUCCUGACUGUGUUUGUGUCUGUGGCUUUAUACGUCGCCUUUGUUCCCAGCCUGUACUUGUCAUAUCGAAAACCACUCUGGCACCACCAAUACAGGGGCGUAUACCCUCACCUUCGCAACGCCAUGGACAGCGCCCAUGUCGUCUUCAUUCCACAUUCGUACGCCCCAUGGAGCCAGUACAUUGUGUACAGGUGUGAUGGUACAUCUGCUUGUGGGGGAUGGGCAGACAGACAAAAGGGCAUCGUUGCUGCUUAUCUCAUAUCAGUGAUGACAGAACGCAAGUUUAAGGUCAUACUUACAGUUCCGUGCGAUAUACGCACGUACCUGCUUCCGGUUAAAGAAGACUGGAGAGUCCAUGGUAACGAGCUUCAAGGAAUACCUUCGACCAAUGUCGUCAAAAUGGACUCCGUAGCUGCCAGUUUUUGUGAUCGCCUCGGAAAGGAAAAGUUAGAGGAUAUUUUUAAAUCUAAUGUUACCUAUUUUAACGUCAAUAUGGAAUGUGUACAGUUUCUAUUAAGGAAUCCACUGUAUCCUCGUCAGCUUGGGUGGGCCAAAGGAAUGUCAGUUGGCGAGGUAUACCAAGUGGUUUGGAACAGUUUAUUUAAAUUGAAUCAGAAGACAGGCAAUCAUUUACGAACAUUCAGGUCACAAAUGUCAAGAUCGAAGACUCUGGUCUGUUCACAGAUCCGAGUUGGAAAAAGCCCCACAAUUCCACAAGACAGAGUAAUUAAUACGUUGGAACAUGUUGAAGCUGUUUGGAGCUUCCUAAAGAAAUAUAACGACAGCAAUAGAUAUCAUAUUUUCUUGACAACUGAUUCUGAACAAAUCAGAGACAUAGGGAGAUCAAAAUUCCCAGAUGUGAACCUUGACCUGAAGGGUCACAUAGUUCAUGUUGAUAGAACAACCGGAAAUCACGUGUGCGAUGGCCUUGAGAAGACCUUGCUUGACCAGAUCAUACUGUCCACUUGUGAUGUCCUUAUCAUAAGCGAGAGUGGGUUCGGGAGGAUUGCUGCGUUCAUGAGAAGAACCCAAGACAACCUCUACUGUUUAAACGUCGCUAACAUCACUAGAUGUACUGAGAAGUCUCCUGAGUUCAUCAGGGGACCUUGGUAAAGGUCAAGGCCACUGAUGGCUGCUGACAAACAACCUUGCACAAACGCCUUAUAAGAAGUUGACAUAGGUUCCCAUCACUCUGUUCCUCGAUGUGUUGAGGCUUAGGUGUGUUUGUUUACGUGAAAAGUGUUGACAAACAAUCUUUCACACAGUCUGUCUUUGUGAUAACAUUGGCGGUCCCUGUUUGUUUCACGUAUUUAGACCAAAGUCACAGUUCUCAUGAAUGCUUGAUCCAGUGACAUUAAUAGACAAAUAGAUACGGUAAGAUGGUCAUAAGAUAAUCAUAUCAGUAUUUGACUCUCAUACGAAAUGUUGUUUAACUUCUGCUGUCGAAACACGCUGCGGUCGUAAGUGUAAAAGCACGACCUAUAUCGGCCAUCCAGAAAUUGAUAAUCUUGCUGACAUCGAUAAAACAGUCCUCAUAUUUUCUCAACGUUUCUUGGGCGAUGAGUUAGCGUUGUAACACCGAAAGUCAGGGUUCGAUUCCCCACAUGGUUACAUGGUCCAAUUCUGGUCACCUCGUCAGUGAUAUUGCUAUAAGUGGCUUAAUACACAUUCACACACUCACUCACUCACUCACAUCCAUAGUUGUCCUGCGUGGUGUAAAACAUUUGUCAAUGUUGUGGUCUCCCUGUUGAAAAGCAGUCGGUGUUGUCCUUCAUGUUGGAAGAUGUUUGUGUCCACCAUCAAUUCCUUCAAGCAAGAAGACACUGAAACGCCGGCAACCUGAUAUAUCUUGUGUCGGCUGUCAUCCUCUAACACACCGCGAAUGUUUAAGUGACAGAAAUCUGCAACUUGUGAACAAUGGACACCUUAUGCCCAGACUUCAGUGAGAUAUUUCUUCCUGAAAGUAGUCGAGUAGACACAUCACAGACAUAACCAUCAUCAUGACAUGUUGAAUAUUAAAUAGAGUAUUACAAAUGAAGCGGUGUAUGCCAUUAAAACAGAU
Molecule: messenger RNA, 2215 nt
Organism: Haliotis rufescens (red abalone)
Lineage: Eukaryota; Metazoa; Mollusca; Gastropoda; Lepetellida; Haliotidae
Exons: 3
Coding region: 37-1266 (409 amino acids)
Source: RefSeq, a predicted model, not a curated record